AUGUCGCUUUUCUUAGUUCCUGACAACUCGCCAUCGCAUGCGGCAAAGGCCGCAUUGAGCGAUGUAAAGCCGCCAGUUCCCCUUGGAUGGAAGCGGUCAUCGGCUUCGCGGAGGGCACCAGGAGCGCCUGUUGAUCCGGGACAAUGUUCGCGUGGUGUCCGAUUUCGGUUAAACCCGCUGUACAGGAACACUUUCGUGCAGCGUCAAACGUUCUCCAUCUCUUCAACUCUCAACUCCAAAGGACUCUCCCGCGUUUCUGACUCCCUUUCUCCAAGUAUUCCUUUCUCCAAGUAUUACUACAAAUUACCAACCCUUCGCACAGGUCCUUCAAGUUUCAAUCAUGAUCAGAGGCACUGCAAAAUUGGAGAGUCAAUAGUGAUCGUCAGAUAG
This is a messenger RNA of Coprinopsis cinerea okayama7#130, 390 nucleotides long. RefSeq lists its product as hypothetical. Lineage: Eukaryota; Fungi; Basidiomycota; Agaricomycetes; Agaricales; Psathyrellaceae. The coding region runs from base 1 to 390 and encodes 129 amino acids. The record is from RefSeq and is a predicted model, not a curated record. The transcript has 8 exons.